UAAGAAAUUGUGAAAAGAAAAGAUACAAGUAGUUCCGAAAUAUAAAAUAAAAAAAAAAAUUUAUUUUGUUAAUUCAGGGAAAAAAAAAGAAUUUCAAAUAAUUUGCAUUUAAUUGUACUUAAAUUUGAAAAUGGAUAAUUAUUUCUAAACUAUUGUAUUUUGGGGUGAACUUUGAAAAAAAUUGUUAAAAAGGAAGGUGCAUUCACCAGCAUCAAUGUCUAUACCUUGAAAAAAAAAGAACAAAAAAAAAACUUUCAUAAAACAGUGAAAUUUUCAACUACCUUUUACGUGAAAUGUUUAGAAUACGUGUUAAAAUGGGGCCGCAAGCUAGAAAUAAUAAAGAAUGGACGUGCUGUUUUGGUUUACAUGUUCAUACAGCGACCGUUUUAAUUGGAAUGUGGCAUUUGAUUCUUAACAUAAUUGCGCUAACAUUACUUGCAAUAAUGAUUAGAAAUCCAGAAAUGAUGAAUGAUCUCGAUAAUAACUGUGACGAUUGCGUUGAUAUGAGUGCUCCAGCAUUACCAACACCAUUGAGUAAAAUUGAUCCACCGUAUGCAUACCGGGAUCAUUCAUUAAAUUACCACAACAUUGAUAUGGGAGGUCUUGUGUGCAUAUGCAUGAUUGCAAUAACAUUAAUGAUGAUUUAUGGAGCAAUUAAAGGAAAACCAUCACAUUUGUUACCAUUUUUCUGUUUGCAGUUAUUUGAUUUCGCAUUGACAACUUUAACUGCUGCUGGUUAUUUCUGUUAUUUACAAUCAAUACAUCGUUUAAUUGCUGAAAGUCAUCGAUUACCGUAUCGUGAAAAAUUAUUACAACUUUCUCCAGAUGCCUUAGUAAUGGUUGUGCUAAUUGCUUUUGUAACAAUCGUUUUCUUAAAGGCAUACGCUAUUGGUAUUGUAUGGCGUUGUUAUAAAUACUUAACAUUACGACAACAUAAUAUUAGAUCAAUGUUACCAUAUAUUAUACCGCAUGUUUCAUCAACUGGUGGAUUAAAUAGCGAAGGUAGAGACUAUUCAACAUUGCUACCAGAUUAUGAGGAAGCUAUUGCUCAAAGUAUGAAACAACAACCACCACCAUCUUAUCAAGUUGCAAUGUCAAAUAUACAAGUUGAACCGGCUAAUGUUGAUAAUAAUAAUGAUUCAUCUAAUAAUAAUAAUGAUGGAAAUACAGCAAAUGCUAAUACAAAUAAUAAUAAUAAUAAUAAUAUUAAUAAUGCUAGCAAUAAUAACAACAAUAAUAAUGCAAGUAUUACAAUUGAAGAUAUUGAUGGAACAGAUGAAUCACCUGUAACUGGUACACCGCCUCCGCCAUACAUUGGUAAUGUGAAUAUUUUAAAUAAAAACAAUGAAAAUGAAAACGAUAACGGUUUAAUGUCCUCUGCUGUACAAUCAUCAUCAACGCCUCUAUCAUCACCAUCUUCAUCUUCAUCAUAUGGUACACAAAAUAUACGCUCAAACUCAAAUAGUUUGGAUUUACCAGAAAUAACUGGUGCGAAUAAAUCUCAAGCAAAAAACAAUAAUGAAAGCUCAGCCUAAAUCAAAACAAGUUACAAUUACAAAAAAAAAAAAGAAAAAACAAAUUACAUGAAAUAUUAAUUAAAUUGUAUACUAACUAAUAAAUUUAUUUUUUGUUUUCAAUAUUAAGGUAAAUUUUUUUCCUUAUUGAAUUUUUAUUAUUACAUAUUAUAAGAAUAAUAUUAAAUCACAAAUAAUACAAUAUGAUUUUACAAAAAGAAAAAAAAAUAUUUAAACGAUUCAGAAAAUAUUAAUUACAAUAUUGAUUAUAUAUAUUAAAUUAAAUAUAAAAAUCUCAAAAAUAUAAAAUAAAUAAUUAAAACUCAUAAAAUAAAAAAAUCAAAUUGCUUGGUUUGUUUUAACAUCCAGAAUUUUGUAGAAUUGAUCAGGCUUAAAUGUAAAAAAAAAAUAUAAAUAGAUCAGCACAUAAAUUGUUUUUUUUUUUUUGUUUUUAAUUGUAAAUUUUCUGUAAUGUUAAAAUUCAAUAUUUUUAGGAAUAAUUUAUAAGAAAUAAAUUUUUCAGGGCAAUAUUUUGAAUUGAAAAAGAAAAAGAAAACACAAAAUACAUGUUAUAUUUUUUUUUUUUUGUAUUGAAUUUUUUAAAAAUGUAAUUGCAAAUUAUUAAAUUUAUAAAAUUAGAAAAAUUAUCUUUGACAUUUUUCUAUGUACAUAUAUAUACUUAUUUAAUUAAUUUAAAUUAAAAAAUC
Messenger RNA from Condylostylus longicornis, 2221 nucleotides. RefSeq names its product lysosomal-associated transmembrane protein 4B. NCBI's taxonomy places the organism in Eukaryota, Metazoa, Arthropoda, Insecta, Diptera, Dolichopodidae. The transcript is spliced from 5 exons. The record is from RefSeq and is a predicted model, not a curated record. Bases 294 to 1535 code for a protein of 413 amino acids. Gene Ontology annotation, cellular component: lysosomal membrane.